Molecule: messenger RNA, 707 nt
Organism: Manihot esculenta (cassava)
Lineage: Eukaryota; Viridiplantae; Streptophyta; Magnoliopsida; Malpighiales; Euphorbiaceae
Product: early nodulin-75
Exons: 1
Coding region: 2-505 (167 amino acids)
Source: RefSeq, a predicted model, not a curated record
AAUGUCUAACACAUACCUGCUAGUGUUGCUUAUUGGCGUGGUUGCUCUCACCACUCCUUCCUUGGCUGAUCAUCACUUACCACCUCACUAUGAGCACAUUCGACUUGCUUUUAGCCCCAAACCUGCCCCUGAGCACAAGCCACCAAUGCCAGUUCAUAAACCUCCUAUAGAGAAGCCAGCCCCCGAACCCCAGCCACCAAUACCUUCCCAUAAACCUCCUAGAAAAGAUUACGGCCUAGGGCAUAAGCGAUUUACCCCAGCUGAACCUCCUAAAGUAGUGAAACCAGUACCAGAACACAAGCCAACAACUCUACCUCCCAAAUCAUCAUUUUUGCCACCAAUCCAUAAGCCAUUUUCACCUCAUGAUCACUUUCCAGCACAGCCUCCAAUGGAGAGUGGUGAAGCUCCUCAAAAGCCACCACGGAAGAUGAUGCCUCCUCCCAUUCCACAUAAGGAUCCACCUAGUCCAUACCACAACGCACCUCCACCAAUCAAUGCCUACUGAGUUAGUACUAAUACAGAUACAUUACCAGUUGAAUAAGAGCUUAUAUAUAUCUUUCAUUUAUAGAACUCGUAUUAUUACUGCAGUGGUUGCCCUUCAGUGGUGGCCACCAGGCACAUCGAUCCUUAUAUUUAUCAUUGUCAAGCAGUGAAUGCUACUUGUAAUCACUUACGUAUUUUUGGAAUAAGACUCAUUACUUUAUCUA